Drosophila sulfurigaster albostrigata is the source of this 2738-nucleotide messenger RNA. RefSeq lists its product as uncharacterized. NCBI's taxonomy places the organism in Eukaryota, Metazoa, Arthropoda, Insecta, Diptera, Drosophilidae. The record is from RefSeq and is a predicted model, not a curated record. The transcript is spliced from 3 exons. The coding region runs from base 691 to 2643 and encodes 650 amino acids.
AACUCGAUAAGAGCAUGGCGUGGAAAUGCAAAGUGCGUAAUUACAAAAGCUUUUGUGGAAAUUUGGAAUGCAGAAUACUUGACUACUUGCUGUUGACUUUGCAAUAUAUAAUUGGAUUGGAUGCAUGUUUGUGGCGCAAGUAAUACAUGAUGUCCCUCGAAGAUGACGCCCACCGCAGAUCGCAGAUGGCAAAGUAACAACUGAAGUAUAAAAGGAGAGACAAGACAUUGUCAAGCGAACGAUAAGGUAUCUCGAAGUCGAGCUAUCAGCUAAUCGAUUGUUCUCGUUAUGCAGCUUAUUGUCGCUUUAUGUGGAAAGAGCGAGUAUCGUUUUUGCUUGGACUAACAACCAUUUGGAAAUGAACAGCAGCGCGCAGCCAAAAAUGUCGCAAUUCAAUUUCCCUUUUGGUCAGCUUGGGACAAUGGUGAAUGGAAAGGAAACUCAACGAUGUUUGCUCAAGGCGAGAAGCGAGAGGCGGCAACAGCUGUGGGAGAAUGGCUGCUGACAUAACUGGUCUCUAAUUACGCUUGAGUCAACAAACAAAAUUGCAGGUGUCAAAACAUGAGAUAAGAGCCGAGCCGAGCCAAAGCAAUAGCUAAAGCAUUUGGCCGUGGCUUUGGCAUUGGCUUGUGACUUGCUGCCGUAUUCAUUGGCUUCAUUUGUGGAUGCCACGCGGCAACGAACGGUGGCAUGGCACGCAAGCAGUUGUUGCAACUUCUGCUCGCCUUGAUGCUGCAGACACAGACGCUGUCGCAGAUACUGGACACUGGACUCCUAGAGCAGACAAUGAACGACAUUCCCCACGUGCAUGUGAUGCUGCGACGCCGGCAGCUGCACGAGGAUGCGGCCAAUGCGAAUGCCCGCUGGUUCAUGCAACGCACGGAGACGCCACACUGCACACACAGCUACGAUGAGGAGCAGUCGCUGCCAGGCGUGGACAGUCGCGAUAGCCUCGCUCUGGUCAUCGGUCUGCCGCAAUUAAUCUCAAACAGCGGUGCCGCAGCUUUGAUGCAACGAGCUGGCGUCUUUUUCUACAUCGUUGGCGACGCCCUCGGCGAGCUGAGCGAACAGCAGCUGCUGCAAGUGGAGCAGAGCUGCCGGCAAUUGUGGAUUCGUCGCAAGAUCUACAACCGCUACAUCAUUACCGAUACCGCCAUCUACAUCUAUGAUCCCUUUGCACGCCGCGAUGCGAACGGAGUGGAUGCCUGGGAGGCGUCUUUUGGUCGCCUCUUGCCCUUCAUGGGUGGCGAGCCAUUGCCUGAGCUGUUGUUCCACAACAUGCGCGGUUAUCCGCUGCGUGUGCAGAUCUUCAAGUCGGUCUAUGCACGGCCCGUCUUCGAUCCCGAGACGGGACUGCUCGCUGAGCUCACUGGCGUCGACUGGGAAGUGGCGCAGACACUGCGAGAUCUGCUUAACUUCACUAUGGAUCUGCAGGAGCCCGACAAGAACUACUUUGGUGAAAUAACUUCAGGAGGAAGAAGAAAGGCUUUAUUAAGAAUACUAUUCAAUCAGAUACUUUACAUAUCUUCAUAUAUUCACAGCGAACGCAGCGCGAAUGGCAGCUACAAUGGCGCCAUCGGAUCCAUUCAGAACGAUGGCCUGGAUAUUUGUCUCACGGGUUUCUUUGUCAAGGAUUAUCUGGUGCAGGAUGACAUGGACUUUACGGUGGCCGUCUACGAUGAUCAACUGUGCAUCUACGUGCCCAAAGCGAGUCCCAUACCACAGUCCAUACUGCCCAUCUUUGCGGUGGGCUACGACAUCUGGCUGGGCUUCAUACUGAUGGCCUUUGUGUGCGCCUUCAUCUGGCUGCUGUUGCGCGUGAUCAAUCUGCGGCUGCGCAUCGUGACGGUGGCCGGACGUCGAUUGUGGCAACAGGCGUUGGCCAUUGUCGUGGACACGUGGGUGGUGUGGGUGCGUGUGAAUCUAUCGCAUCUCCCCGAUAGCUAUGCAGAGCGCAUGUUCAUUGGUUCGCUGUGCCUGGUCAGCGUCAUCUUUGGGGCCAUCUUCGAGUCAAGCUUGGCCACCGUGUACAUUCAUCCGCUGCACUACAAAGACAUCAUGACGAUGCAGGAUUUAGACGACAGCGGACUGAAGGUUGAGUACAAGUACACAUCGAUGGCCGAUGAUUUGUUCUUCAGCGAGACUUCGCCAUUGUUUGCCAGUCUCAAUAAGAAACUAUGGUGGAAUCGCGAUCUCAAUUUCGAUGUCACUCUUGAGGUGGCCACCGUGGGCGGCAAGGCGGGCGUCUCACGCUACAACUCGCUGAUCAUGGAGUCGGCCAACUAUUUGCUAACGCAACGCAUUUGGAUUGUGCCCGAGUGUCCCAAGUACUACACCAUCUCGUAUGUGCUGCCCCGCGACGCCCCUUGGGAGGAGGCAGUCAAUACUCAACUGUUGCGACUGCUCAACGCUGGGCUAAUUCACAAAUGGAUUCUGGAUCAAAAGUAUCGGGUGACUAUGAGGAUGCGCACCAUCCUCAAUCAGGCUGAGGACAACGCCAGCCCAAUUCGGGUCCUAACCAUCGGGGAUCUUCAGCUCGCCUUCUAUGUGGUCAUUGUGGGCACUCUUCUUGCAUCGCUAGGAUUUAUCGGGGAGCACGUGUGGCUGCGACAUAGUUUGCGUGGCUCACGCAAGAAGCUAUAAAGAUUGAAGCUACUAAGAAUAUACUACAAUAUUUUGUAAUGAUUUUUUUGUUUUCUUUUUAAGUACUGUACUAUAAAUUAUGGUAUAUGCUGCUU